AUGUCCACCAAAGUCGAUGUCCUGAUAUGCGGGAGCGGCUCGGCGGGCCUCUGCGCCGCCAUCUGCCUCGCGCGGCACGGCGUCGACUACAGGGUGCUGGAGCGACGGCCCGGCGCGCUGGAGGUCGGCAUAGACGAGGACACGCUCAAGGAAGCCCACCACCCGGAUGUCAUUCUUAACCAGGCGAGGCUGAAUGAGCUGAUGAUUGGGGAGCUGGGGAGGAGUGGAGUGCCGCCGAUCGAGUAUGGGUACGAGGUGAGGAGCAUCGAGGUUGAUGAGGCGAUGGCGGGGGACCCCGACGCAAACUGUGUUUGGGUCACGGCUGUGAGGAACGGGGUGGAGGAGGUUUAUGAUGCGAAAUACGUAUUGUUCCCCAGCACUCAGGUCGUGCGAUUCCGUGAUGCCCGCGCCGUCCAGCUGCUGAAGGCGCUGCCGGCCGACUGUUUGCACAAGGUCUUCGUCGAUGAAGAGAGCUACAACUCUGGCCACGGACUCGUAUAUGACAGUUACAGGAUUGACCCCAAGGUCGGUGCGUUGCUGGUUGUGCGGCCGGAUCAAUACACGGCCAAGAUCUGUGCACUUGAAGAUGUCGACAAGAUUGGCGACUUCUUCUCCGGUUUCCUCUUGCCAGUCGAGAGCUUGGAGACAUGAAAAUAGGAAGGGGGGUGUCAUAUAAUUACCAGGCGAGUCCGGAG
This is a messenger RNA of Phialemonium atrogriseum, 695 nucleotides long. Its product is annotated as thioredoxin-like protein. Gene Ontology annotation, molecular function: oxidoreductase activity; FAD binding. NCBI's taxonomy places the organism in Eukaryota, Fungi, Ascomycota, Sordariomycetes, Cephalothecales, Cephalothecaceae. The record is from RefSeq and is a predicted model, not a curated record. Bases 1 to 651 code for a protein of 216 amino acids. The transcript is spliced from 6 exons.